Molecule: messenger RNA, 3076 nt
Organism: Acanthoscelides obtectus
Lineage: Eukaryota; Metazoa; Arthropoda; Insecta; Coleoptera; Chrysomelidae
Source: the annotation of a GenBank genome assembly
AGAUGCUAAAUAAUAGGAUUAUAAUGCUAAACAAAUCGUGGUUAGUUUUAAAACAAAAUCUUGUAUUUACAAUCAGCCAGCUGUAGAUUAGAAACCUUUAAUGAGGAACCAAAGUUUCCUAUUGUUUGUAGAUGAUAAUGUCCCUUACAAAUAAGGGAUCGUGUUGCCUUGGUCAAGUUUAAUCAGAUACAAAAUGUGCAGCGACGCGGACAACUGAUUUGAUACUGUAUUACUAAAUCGGGAUGGAAUUAUAGUGUUGAUACAAACUUACAUGACUAGUUCUAUUUACAUUAUUCAUAUUUGAACCAUUGGAAUCAGACAUAAACAGAGAAGAAAUCAUCAGAAACUGUAAUAAUGCAAAAAAGAAGUUUGAGGUUUAGAAAAAACUGUGACAUCGUUGACAACAUGGAAGAAGUUGUUUUAAGAAAAUACUUCAACGAGAGAAUGAAGAAUAAUAUGAAAAAGACUGGCUUGAAAAUCGUGAUACCAAAAUCGGAGGAUCCACUUGAUGAAUAUUAUAGAAGCUCUAGAGAACAUGAGGUUCUGGAUCAAUUUAUUAGUGAAGAAACGAAGUCGGCAAGAAGCAAACAGGUUCCAAUAAUGGGAAAAAAAGCCUUGCUGCGAAGAUCAAGUCUUGAGCAGUCUGACUACUUGGUCGUACAAGAGCUGAUCUUGGAAAAAUAUAGUACCAAGAUCAAGCAAUACCUUGAGAGAAAUCGCAUGAGAAGAAAGUCGAGAUAUGAACAUUUUGAAGAAUAUCUAUCCUCCGGGCGACACACGCCCUCCAGUAUUAGCUCUCUUAACAGCCUAGACGGUGCUGAAACAGAUCGUUCUGAAGAAAACAUCCAAAAUGUUACCGGUAAGAGCGACUCGACGUCAUCCGUGUCAAGUGACCUGAAAGAAGAAAGAUAUACACUAAGCAGCACAAAGCCUGAAUCGACGGAUAACGGGGAAUUAGCUCAAAACAAUUCUGAUAGCAAAGAUGAGGAUUUAGUAAAAUAUACUAAGUGCAAAGAGUGGGGCAUUACUAUCCCCCAGUACGAGAGACAAGAUAAUCAUGACAAUAUACAAACUGGUGUGGAAAAUGCAGCAGAUAUAAAAUAUGAAGCCUCAAAGAGCCAAAUCAGCAUCAAUCUUCUGAAUUUUAUGAAAUCUGUAGACGAUUCCAAUGUUCACAGCCCCGCAAAUAGUACGAUGACUUCCACAUAUAGUGAGACAAAGUUCAUUGCAAAUGCGCUAAGUGGUGUGAACCUGUCUCAAGAGCAUGAAGACAAUAACAGUACGAUUAAUUCAGUCUCAUACGAAAGCCUCAAUGACGAGAGUAUUACCACAUCGAAAAUUUCUGAUCUGAUUUCGAAAGAUUCGACACUAACUAAUGGUAUUUCGAAUGGACAACGAUUUGUCACUACAAACUCAGUUUAUGAAACUGAAGCAUCUCAGAAUAACCAUUUGGAAUUGGGAAAAUUGACCGCCGAGCUCUCUCUGCAAAGUCAAAUGUUUCUUCAAGCGUCAAAGGCCGUGAAGCAUUGCAGAGCCAAUGAUAUGCUUCACAGCAUGGGAUACAUUGAGGCUGAAAGAGUUUUGCUGCUGACAACUGCAUCGAAAAAAGCACUGAACGAAGAAAUCCACUCGCUGCUAUCGAAGAAAUACUCCGGUAAAAAUGAGCCCAAUAUCCGCAAUGGAGAAAUAAAGAUAGAGAACAUGACAAUAGAAUUUGGUAGCCCAAGGCCAAGCAGUCGCCAUGACAAAAUCUUAGAAGUAUUUGUUGUGCUGGUCAAGUGUGGCAAAGAGGUCCAUGGAAGUAGAGUACUGCAGAAUAAGUCAAAUAAAUUCAAAUUUGACAAGGUUAUAAAGCUCGGGAAACUGAGAGCAGAUUUCAAGAUUGGCGUCGAAAUAUAUUCAAUGGCAGUGACGCUUCAGGAGGAUUGCCAAUACAACUGUCCAAGUCCUAUGAAUAUUUUCUACGCCACCAGACACUCCAAGAGAUCCAGUUUUAUAAACGAAGAUGCGAAUAUCAACGUCACAUCGGCUUUUACUCUAAUAAGGAACUGCGAUAUCAGAAUAACAGAUUUGGCCAAAAUCGACGGAAACGGUAUACUGAUGUUACAACUACAAAAUUCUGACAAAAAACGUGCAUCGACUGAUAAAGUAUGUUUGAAACUACAGAGCACGUUGAAAUUUAACAGCUGUCUCAGAGGAUUUCUCACAAUAGGGACAGAAAAUGAACACAAGUGCAUUAUUUGGAACCGGCGAUGGUGUAUGUUGAAGGGUUCGACCCUGGAAUACUGGAACCAUCCUUCAGAGGAGGAAUUCGCCAGAUAUGGAUCCAUAGACUUAAGAGAUUGUUCAGCAAACUGCAUAGGGAUAGCAGAAAGGCAACUUUGCUCUAGACCUCGGACCUUACUGUUGCCGAUCAAAAAAGACGACACGGCCAAAAGAUAUUUUUUGGCUACAGAUAACAACACGGAGCUUGAAGCGUGGAAUAAACAACUAAAUGUAACUGUACGCGCUCUGAAACUGUGGAGAAAUUCUGAGAUAUGUUGCAACGCUUAAUUUCGAAACUGUAACCAUGAGCGCCCAUAUAGCAAAAUCUAGGGGCUUACAGGUUGUGCAGGAUAAAAAAUGCUGAGAACUAGCCAACCCGUUGCCACUUCUUACCCAAGGAUUGGGUAUCUUAAGAAUAUUUCACUUUGAAGCAAAAACCAGGGGGGAAUAUGCCCCCCCCCCCAUGGGCGCCCAUGACUGCAACCUAUACGUCCCAAAGGACAAUAUUGACGCAACUUUUUAAGUGAAGUUUUUUUUUGAUUUUUAUUGUAAGAAUGCUUAUUCUAACUAUAUGUAAGAUGUUUUCUAAAUAUGAGGUGAAAAUGUAACAGGGGCUUAAGGCUAUUAACAACAAAGUGACUUUUUUAAAAGCCAAUGAAUAAACAUUCUCAGAAUAGCCCAGUGAAGUGUUUCACCUUGUAUGUUCUUGUGUGUUUUCCUAUUUUUAAUCAGUAUUUUUAGUUGUAUGUAAAUGUUUUAAUGUUGUUAAAUUUUUUGGUAUUUCAAAAUAGAUGCUUUUUUGUGUGAAAUA